Molecule: messenger RNA, 1769 nt
Organism: Coffea eugenioides
Lineage: Eukaryota; Viridiplantae; Streptophyta; Magnoliopsida; Gentianales; Rubiaceae
Product: pectinesterase
Exons: 2
Coding region: 41-1621 (526 amino acids)
Biological process (GO): cell wall modification
Molecular function (GO): pectinesterase activity; pectinesterase inhibitor activity
Source: RefSeq, a predicted model, not a curated record
ACCAAUUAAUAGUUCAUAGCAAGCAAAAAAUUGAUUUUGCAUGGAUAAGCUAGCUAUCUUUGCGCUCUUUAGUUUUCAUAUUUUUGUUGCAUCAUUUGGGGUGGCAAAUGCUGCAACAUCAUCAUCCUUUUGUAGCCAAACCCCCUAUCCAGACCUGUGCAAUUCUCUCUCAAUUAACACAAUGUCACCUCAAACUUCCUUCAAUGUUCGUGAUGCUGCCCUUAAGUUCACUCUCUCCCAGGCUCAAUAUGUCCAAAAGCUCCUCUCAACCAUGGAUUUGAGUUCUCUCAAUCAGCUAGGCAAGUCUGCUUGGGCUGAUUGUGUAGAACUCUAUGAAGAUAGCAUUGAUAACCUCAAUCGUGCUAUUACUUCUGCCAAUCCUACCAAAUUGGAUGAUGCUCAAACAUGGUUAAGCGCUGCUAUUGCAAAUCAUCAAACCUGCCAAAAUGGCUUUCUUGAUUUCCAAUUGUCUUCAAAUUUGCAAUCCUUCCCAUUUCUUGUGAACAGCACCUUCUCAAAGCACCUUAGCAAUUCACUUGCCAUCAACAAGGCUGCUUUAUCAGCAGCUGCUGCACAUUCCAGCACUCAACAAAUCAAAGGCAGGCGAUUGCUGAGUUCUAAUGGCUUCCCAGAAUGGCUUUCUGUUGGUGAUCGUAAGCUUCUUCAAUCAUCCGGUGGACCAACAAAAGCUGAUAUCACUGUAGCCCAAGAUGGUUCUGGCAACUACAAAACCAUUGCUGAAGCUUUGGCUGCUGCAAAGGGGAAGGGUGGCAGAGUUGUUAUAUACGUUAAAAAAGGCAUUUACAAAGAAAAUGUCGUGGUAACCAUGAAGAAUAUAAUGUUCAUAGGAGAUGGAAUCGAUGCUACAGUUGUUACAGGCAACAAAAAUGUUCAAGAUGGCUCAACAACUUUUCGAUCAGCAACAUUCGCUAUUACUGGAAGUGGAUUCAUUGCUCGAGAUAUGACAUUUGAAAAUACGGCUGGACCUCAAAAACACCAAGCAGUUGCUCUGCGCUCAGGGUCAGACUUGUCAGUUUUCUAUAGAUGCAGCUUCAAAGGCUAUCAAGAUACCCUCUAUGUGUAUGCCCAACGCCAAUUCUAUCGCGAUUGCGAUGUGUAUGGAACCCAAGACUUCGUCUUUGGAGAUGCAAUAGUUGUCUUUCAAAACUGCAAUUUUAACCUAAGAAGGCCACUAGGUAAUCAAAUGAACACUCUCACAGCCCAAGCAAGAACUGAUCCUAAUGAAAAUACUGGAAUAAUUAUCCAUAACUCACGAAUCACUGCAGCUUCAGACUUGAUAUCAGUUCAGGGUUCAAUCAAGAGUUAUCUUGGAAGGCCAUGGCAAAAGUAUUCAAGGACUGUAAUCAUGACAACUUCCAUAGAUAACGUGAUUGAUCCAGCAGGUUGGCUUCCAUGGAGUGGCAACUUUGCUCUAAGUACACUUUACUAUGCUGAGUAUAUGAACUCUGGACCUGGUGCAGCAACUGGCGGAAGGGUAAAAUGGGGGGGAUUUCAUAUUUUAACAAGUCCUGCAGAAGCUGGAAAAUUUUCUGUCGGAAACUUCUUGGCCGGAAAUUCAUGGAUUCCAGGAACUGGAGUGCCUUUCACAUCAGGCCUGUAAAAUAAACUAAAGUCACGUCUAUUCCUUUUUUCAUUAAGCUAAUACUGAAAGGUAUUGUCAUUGUCAAUUUAUCAAGAACAAGAUUACUAGACUAGCAUAUCGAUUUCAUGCAAUUGUCAAUAGUAUAAGUUUGCUCUGGUUUAGCUGU